UUCAAUGAGUUGGUUUUUAUUUUGAUGAAGAAGGCUCGGCUCAGGUUGACGCCGGUUUGAGGACACACUGAUUGCGUGAGUCUGAGAGACGCUGCGGGGAGACUGGCAGGUUAACUCAGCCUGUACUUGCGUCGAGCGGAGACCAGGCUGCAGAUGGAAGAGAUCCUGAAGCGAGAGCUGGGUACGGCCAAGCUGAAGUCCUGUGGCAGCGCCAGUGGUGGAUGCAUCAGCAAUGGCACGUCGUACGAAGCGGACACCGGAAAGGUGUUUGUGAAGACCAACGAGAAGACGGAGGCAAUGCGUAUGUUUGUCGGCGAGGAGGCAAGUCUGACCACCAUCCAUCGCACCAACACCAUCCGUGUGCCUGCUCCAAUCAAGCAUUGUGCGGAAGGCUAGCCGCUCACUGUCUGUGUUGUGUGCGCUCUCAGCUGUUCGAGCAUCCGCGCGGCACUGGCGGUGUGUUCGUUAUGGAGCACCUCGAUAUGUCGUCGUGCGGAUCCAUGCAGGCGCAGCUCGGGACGGACCUGGGAAGGCUUCACCAGCACAACAUUGGCUUGCUGCGGGCGUGCUCUGCUGCUGAGAGUCGCAUCACUGGCAAGUCCCCAAGCGAACGUGGUGGCGGUGGCGACGGUGGCAAUGGAAGUGGUGCCGAAGGUCACGAUGACGUCGCUGUCAGUGGCGUGGAGCAGUUUGGGUUUGAGUGCACCACCUGCUGUGGCUUCUUGCCCCAGGACAACACCUGGUGUGCCUCAUGGCCGGAGUUUUAUGCGCGGAGUCGUUUGCAGACGCAGAUGGACAUGCUUGCUGAAAACCAUGGUGACCGCGAAGCACUGCAGCUUUGGUCUGAAGCUCAGCUGAAGAUCGACAGUUUCUUCCGCGAUGUCGAGGUCAAGCCGUCGCUCAUCCACGGUGACCUGUGGGGAGGGAAUGUUGGCCAGACGGCGACCUCACCAGUUGUGUUUGACCCAGCAUCAUGCUAUGGUCACCAUGAGUUUGACCUGGGCAUCGGAGUAAUGUUUGGAAGUUUCUCGCCUGCAUUUCACAAUGCAUAUCACAAGGUUGUGCCCAAGUCACCCAACUUUGACAAGAGGACUGAUCUCUACCAACUAUUUCACCAUCUUAAUCACUGGAAUCACUUUGGCUCCGGCUACAGAGGCUCAUCAAUCUCGUUGCUGCGGUCGGUUGCCAAGGGACUUUGAAAAUCGGUGGACAGGAGUCGAUCACGAGACAAUGUCGCAAUUAUUCUGCCACGUGGCCCUAUGCUUUGCAUUUGCAUUUGGCCAGUGGUUGCUAGCGGAUGCUACAGUGCAGUUCUAAAGUCUGCAACAGGAUUUUAAGAGAAAAGUUCAUAAACGUUUUUAACUGGAAAAUCAUACUUUUCUAAUAAUCAAAUGUUGGUUCGAGUUUUCGGGAAAUCCCUCUGGGAACAUCCUCCGACGAGUUUUGCAACUUCCUCUUAUUAGUAUCUACGUGAUUAGAAAAUAAACGCCCAAUUAUAUCUCGAAAAUUUAGGUACACAUUGAUCACAGAUUUAAUAUACGUGCGGGCCUAGGUUUCUUUUAAUUUUAAUUUUUUAACGAUGGUUCACGCUUUUGUCUUGAAUUGCACUGCAUUUCAGCUCGAUUUUCUAGGACUUGAUUGUGCAGCUUUGAACAGAGUGACCAUACCAGUGCAGUUUUCCAUGGGCAUAAUGCAUCGCAACUACACACUGCAUAGCGCACAACACGAGAGAAAGUACUUCCAGGUAAAGUAGCAAUCCUUUGGUCCAUCACAGCCACGUUUCAUGGAUGCGGUUAAUGGAUGCAGCUAAUGGGGUUUCUCGGCACUUGUGCCAGUGGUUGUGAGACUUAUCCACUCAUCCCCA
Molecule: messenger RNA, 1864 nt
Organism: Sycon ciliatum
Lineage: Eukaryota; Metazoa; Porifera; Calcarea; Leucosolenida; Sycettidae
Product: ketosamine-3-kinase-like
Exons: 9
Coding region: 222-1199 (325 amino acids)
Source: RefSeq, a predicted model, not a curated record